This is a messenger RNA of Xiphophorus maculatus (southern platyfish), 1807 nucleotides long. It is a transcript of the gene faim2b, whose product is annotated as protein lifeguard 2-like. The transcript is spliced from 12 exons. Gene Ontology annotation, biological process: negative regulation of apoptotic signaling pathway. The record is from RefSeq and is a predicted model, not a curated record. Gene Ontology annotation, cellular component: membrane; Golgi apparatus; endoplasmic reticulum. Bases 170 to 937 code for a protein of 255 amino acids. NCBI's taxonomy places the organism in Eukaryota, Metazoa, Chordata, Actinopteri, Cyprinodontiformes, Poeciliidae.
AGACAGCGUCUGUGCUCACACUCUCAGCGUGUUUCGGAGCCACAGGGAACCAUAAAACGACGAGGGUCGAGUGGCAAACCGACUUGGUGUAGAACAGGAAAAAGAAACACCACAGGAGGCUGAAACCUUCCUCAGCAUCUGCAGCUGAAAGGAGCACGAAGGGAGAAUCAUGAAAAAGUCAAAGCAGGUGGGGAAUGAGAACGAGCCUCCCAGCUAUCAGGAAGCAACUGCAGGUUAUCCUGAGAUGGAGGCCCAGUUUGCCUGGGAUGAUAAGACCAUCAGGAGGACUUUCAUCAGAAAGGUUUACGCCAUCCUCAUGCUCCAGCUGUCUGUGACUGUCGGGAUUGUUUGUCUCUUCACGUUUUGCGCACCCGUGAGGUUUUAUAUUCAGACCAACCCCAGCUUGUACAUGGCAUCUUACAUUAUGUUUUUUGCAACCUACAUUGCUCUGUCCUGCUGCGGAGAUCUGAGGAGGCAGUUUCCCUGGAACAUUACUCUUUUAGUUCUUUUUACUUUGAGCAUGGCCUUCAUGAUGGGGUUUGUUUCAAGCUUUUACAACACCAAGUCAGUGAUGCUGUGUCUGGGAAUCACAUCUCUGGUGUGUCUGUCUGUCACUGUGUUCAGCUUCCAGAGCAAGAUUGAUGUAACGUCCUGCCAGGGCGUGCUGUUCUCUCUGUGUAUGGCCAUGCUUCUCUGUGCUAUUACCAUCUCCAUCGUCGUCCCCUUCGGAUAUGUUCCCUGGUUACACGCCAUCUAUGCAGUGAUAGGAGCCAUCCUCUUCACUCUGUUUUUAGCUUUUGACACACAGCUGCUCCUAGGAAACAAGCGCUACGCCAUCAGUCCAGAGGAAUAUAUUUUUGCCACACUCAGCCUCUACCUGGACAUCAUCUACCUGUUCAGCUUCCUGCUGCAGCUCACGGGAACUGGCCGGGAUUGAAGCGUGUGGCGUUGAAAACCUCCAAAACCAGCUCAGAGUCCAUUCCCAGCAGCAGAAUAAGAAAGCAGGGAUAUCUGAAUCCUCUGAUCAGAUUCCCGAUCAGUCUAUUGCUUCUUCAUGUAGCCCCAGUGUUACCACCCUGCUGCUGGUUCAUACUGUAAGACACACAUCACCUGAGGGAAGUGGUUUAUAUUUGUUCAGUGCUCUCUGACCCUUCAUGUUUAAAUGUCCGGGAAUCGUUGUGUGGGUUUUCUGUAUUGACUGCAGUCCUACAGUAAAUGUGUGGGCACUCACAAUCAGAGCGAUCAGCGCUGACUCACUGGCUCCAUUUCCGUUUAAAUACCACUAAGUCAGUGGCUGAGAUUCAGCACAUCUGCUCUGAUGUGCUGCUCUUUUGGAUUCAUCUGAUUUUAUUUAACAACUUAUUUUGAAAGGAGCAUGUAGAUGACCUUUUGUACCUGUAUUAGCAUUACAAAUCUUUUUAGAUGCCGUGCUCUGUACACUGUCAAUUUAUGGAUGAAAUUUGAUCGGAGAAACCUCAACUUGUGUAUUUUACCUGAAAAGUGAGCGAACAUCAACCACACGGGAAAAUGUGUGUGUAGCAUGUUACAGGGCUUUUAACUGGUAAGAUCUGUUUAAAUAUAAAUCAUGAAUUAAUGUUAAAUGUGGCCUUUUAGGUGUAAUAGAAAUAUUUUUUCUUUCUCAUAUUAAUGACUUGUGUAAGAAUGAGGAUGGUUUAGUGUUGUGAAUAAUGCAACUAUUUUAUUUUAUUUUUUACAAACUUAAAGCUAUGUGUACAUGCUCCAACUCUACUAACAACUGACUCAUUACAUACACUGUAUGGUUUGUGUGAACAAUAAAAAAGUGAAA